CAUAAUUUUAGAAGGAAAAAAAAUAGCCUGUGUGUGCUUAACAGAACAUUACAUAGUAUUUAUUACCUGUUUAAAAAAAGGGGCAGUGGGAUAUUUCAUUGUUUUCUGAAAAUAACCAGACGUUUUAGGGUUAAUCUCGUUUGGUCCUCCAAGAACCCGGAAACAACAAUCUGACAGUUUGACUUCAUUUCGCCGGUCAUUGAACGAAGGUCCUUACAUAAAGGCACAAUGCCUGACCUUUGGCAGGAUGCCAUGGACCAUGCUGUGACAAUGGCCAGGAAAGCAGGAGAGAUUGUAAGGGAUGCUUUGCAGAAUGACCUGAAGAUCAUGUGCAAAAGCUCUUCUGUCGACCUGGUCACUAAAACAGACCAGAAUGUGGAGCAACUUAUAAUUACGUCAGUGAAGGAGAGGUUUCCUGAACACAGCUUCAUUGGUGAGGAGUCAGUGGCUGCAGGAGAACCUUGUGUUUUGACUGAAAACCCAACAUGGAUUGUUGACCCUGUGGAUGGGACCACUAACUUUGUGCAUGGAUAUCCAUUUGUUGCUAUUUCCAUUGGCUUUGCUGUCAACAAAAUGUUAGAGUUUGGUGUGGUUUAUAGCUGCAUAGAAGACAAGAUGUACACGGCUCGAAAAGGGAAGGGUGCAUUUUGCAACGGACAGCCGCUGCAAGUGUCGGACCAAAAAGAGAUUAACCAGUCAAUCAUCGCUACAGAGUUUGGCUCUAAUAGAGACCCUGAUGCCGUUGAGAAGAUUUUCUCUAGCAUGAGGAAAAUCUUAUGCCUGCCAGUUCAUGGGAUACGUGGCGUUGGAUCUGCUGCCAUCAACAUGUGCUUGGUAGCAUCUGGUUGUGUCGAGGCCUAUUAUGAGAUUGGGAUCCAUUGUUGGGAUGUGGCGGCUGCGGCAGUCAUAGUCUCAGAGGCAGGAGGGGUUCUCAUGGAUGUCGAAGGUGGCCCGAUGGAUCUCAUGUCUAGAAGAGUUUUGGCAGCUAAUAACAACAUAAUCGGAGAAAGACUCGUUAAAGAGAUUGAGGCUUUUUCAGCUGUUAGAGAUGAUGCACCUGUAAACCCUAUCAAAUAAACCUGGUUUUGAAGAAAUCUCCUGUGCUGUUGAAGUCUGGUACAUUAGUACAUUUGAAAUAAUAUUGAAUUUUUAUGUUGUGUAUGAUUUCUGUCUCACAAUGUUGAAAAAUGCAUUAUAGUUAUGUGUGCAAACGGUAAAUUACAAAUGACUAACAUUUCCCCGCGUUGAGCUACUAAAAGUCAAUAUUCAUUGUCACUCAAAUGUAUUUAAAGCAUUUUACAUGUAAUAUUGUAUAUUUUAUACACAAGUUCAAUGAGGUUCAUGAAUAACUUGAGACACAUUAUUUGUCUAUUUUAGAUAAUAGUUUCAAAUAAUGGCAACUUUUUUCAGUAGAAAGUAACUGAAGCCUGCUCUACGUUAUAUAUAACGUCAUAUAUAUUUAUUUAAUUAGCAUAUUUAUGGUGUCAUUAUGUUACGUAACAGCAUAGUGUUAGCUCUUAACUUUAGGUUGCUUCUCUCCUUUGCUCACAUGCUGCUAUAUUACAAUACAACCAAAUUCCCAAUAAACCAGCUGUUCCUUCCAAUCUGCGCUGAACUAAAAUCCUAAAUUCUGAUUGUGGCAAAAUAUCAGUGCUGGUACUACUAGAUCUUAGUGCUGCGUUUGACACUGUCAAUCAUAACAUACUUCUAGAGAGACUGGAAAACUGGGUUGGGCUUUCUGAGAUGGUACUCAAAUGGUUCAGGUCAUACUUAGAAGGGAGAGGUUAUUAUGUGAGUAUAGGAGAGCAUAAGUCUAAGUGGACGUCCAUGACAUGCGGAGUCCCACAAGGCUCAAUUCUUGCUUAGCCUCUUGUUUUGACCCACUAGGUCAAAUAAUGAGAAAGAACCAAAUUGCCUAACACAGAUGUGCUGAUGAUAUCCAGAUUUACCUAGACUUAUCUCCAAAUGACCAUUGCUCCAUUGACUCCCUCUACCAAUGCAUUGAUGAAAUUAACAGCUGGAUAUGCCAGAACGUUCUUCAGUUAAACAAGGAGAACUGAAAUCAUUGCAUUUGGAAACAAAGAUGAAGUUCUCAAGGUGAAUGUAUAACUUGACUUUAGGGGUCAAACAACUAAAAAUCAAGUCAGAAGUCUUGGGGUGAUUCUGGAGACAGACCUUAGUUUUAGUAGUCAUGUCAAAGCAGUAACUAAAUCAGCAUACUAUCAUCUCAAAAACAUUGCAAGAAUUAGAUGUUUUGUUUCCAGUCAAGACUUGGAGAAACUUGUUCAUGCCUUUAUCACCAGCAGGGUGGAUUAUUGUAAUGGUCUCCUCACCGGCCUUCCAAAGAAGACCAUUAGACAGCUGCAUCUCAUCCAGAACGCUGCUGCCAGGAUUCUGACUAGAACCAGAAAAUGUGAGCAUAUUACACCAGUCCUCAGGACCUUACACUGGCUUCCAGUUACAUUUAAGAUUGAUUUUAAAUCACUCAUUGGCCUAGGACCUAAAUGCAUUGCAGAUAUACUCACUGAAUAUAAACCUAACAGACCACUCAGAUCAUUAGGAUCGAGUCAGUUAGAAAUGCCAAGGGUUCACCCAAAACAAGUGGAGUCCGCUUUUAGCUAUUAUGCCACCCGCAGUUGGAAACAGCUUCCAGAAGAGAUCAGAUAAACAUAAAACAUUAGCCACAUUUAAAUCCAGACUCGAAACUCAUCUGUUCAGCUGUGUAUUUGUUGAGCACUGUGCUACUUCCGAACUGAUUGCACUGUUUUUAAAUUUCUGGUUUUAUUGUCGUUUACUUUUUAUGAUUAUUUUACUUCCUUUUAUGUAAAGCACUUUGAAUUACCAUUGUGUAUGAAAUGUGCUAUAUAAAUAAACUUGCCUUGCCUUUAAA
This is a messenger RNA of Onychostoma macrolepis, 2890 nucleotides long. It is a transcript of the gene impa1, whose product is annotated as inositol monophosphatase 1. The transcript is spliced from 9 exons. Gene Ontology annotation, molecular function: inositol monophosphate 1-phosphatase activity. Gene Ontology annotation, biological process: phosphatidylinositol phosphate biosynthetic process; inositol metabolic process; signal transduction. Lineage: Eukaryota; Metazoa; Chordata; Actinopteri; Cypriniformes; Cyprinidae. The record is from RefSeq and is a predicted model, not a curated record. Bases 229 to 1077 code for a protein of 282 amino acids.